UCUUCAUUUGGUUCUUUUAACAUUUCCUAACUUCAAUAUCCUUUUAGUCAUGGCAAACAUUGAUAAGGGUUCAUCCAAGUCACUUUCUAGAAACCAUAACCUGAAAAAUGAUGUCUCCAUUAACAUGAGUAAACAUAGUGUUGAUAGUGAUAUUGGUAGAAUUGGAGGAGAAAUGUCCAAUGAAGGGAGGGAGAUUCAAAAAACAAACAUUGAUAAUCAAAAUAUGAAAGUUUCAUGUCAAAUGGAGGAUCUUACUCGUGGUAGCAGGGGUAAUAGAAACAAAAGACCAUCCAAAAGUGAUUCUGCAAUUCUGGUAACAAAAUUCGGGGUGCAUGCUAUGACAUCGAUGGGUGAAAUCUUCCUCCAUCCAAAAAGGAAAUUAUCUGAAGAAGAAGAUGAAGUGACGAGUAAAAGAGUCGUAUUGCAUAAUGAUAUUUCUGGAGAAGAAGUUAAAGCACAACAGGAAGUGGAUAUUCCAUUAAAAGAUAACAUUUAUGCUGUUGAAGUUGCAGACCAAGCUGGAGUUGGACCUAGUGAUGGAGUAAAAAGUGAUACAAAAGUUAAUGGUAAUGAGGCUGGGGAAGAAAGUGAGUCUUCUUGUGGGAUUGGAAAUGGAAAAGCUAAAUGGAUCAACACAUUUGAUUUGAAUGAGCUUCCCAAUGAUGAAGAUGUUGAAGAAGACAAAGCAUAAAAUUUGCAUUCAUGUAUUAUGAUUGUGAUUUAAAACUAUUAUUAUUUACUUUUUUAAGUUAGACUUAAUUAUGCUCUAUUGUGUGUGGUAUGACUUUGAAUAUUUAUGUGGAUUUCACAGUUGUAAGUUACUUCGAAUAGUUGGUUGUGUUGUUUUCAAUAAUCAAAUCAUGGUAUACACAAUCAAUUUAAUUCAAAAGAAAUACUAAAAGUUGAAUACUAAAAGUUAAAGGUAACUUGUAA
Messenger RNA from Lathyrus oleraceus (garden pea), 933 nucleotides. RefSeq lists its product as uncharacterized. The record is from RefSeq and is a predicted model, not a curated record. Lineage: Eukaryota; Viridiplantae; Streptophyta; Magnoliopsida; Fabales; Fabaceae. The transcript is spliced from 3 exons. Bases 50 to 691 code for a protein of 213 amino acids.